Molecule: messenger RNA, 924 nt
Organism: Exophiala aquamarina CBS 119918
Lineage: Eukaryota; Fungi; Ascomycota; Eurotiomycetes; Chaetothyriales; Herpotrichiellaceae
Exons: 1
Coding region: 1-924 (307 amino acids)
Source: RefSeq, a predicted model, not a curated record
AUGAUAGCCUCUUCCUGGGUUAAGCAGUCCGUCAUCACUGUGCUUUGUGUGCUGGGUAUCCCGUCCUACCUCUCCGCUCCGAAGCCCAUCUCUGUUUCCCUGGAAGGCGAGUCCACCAUCACAGUACCCGCCAACCGAGCCAUCAUUUCACUACGCAUCUAUUCCGAAGGGCCCAAGCAGGACAAGGUCGCGGAUGAAGUCCGCAAGGCUGCUGACGAGAUCCUCGGCACCCUGAGGCCACUCGCGCAGGUCGCCACCUCGCCGUCCUCGCACAAUCUCACCAGUAAUGCCACCACUAUUUCGAUUGUCCCGGACGAACCCGCCAUUGUCGAUCUGUCAGUCACCGCAUUCCGGAGCUAUUCGUAUCAGAUACCCGGCUCUUUCCUCAAGUCCGAGACACCAAAGUACGAGUCCUCCAUCGAAAUCGAAGCAGAGUUCCGCUGCUUCGAUGCCCUCGGAAGCCUGCUUGCGCAAGUCAGCAAAAUACCCUUGGUAAAUGUGCAAUCCUUGAAGUGGAAACUCGACGACACCACCAAGAGGAAGCUUCUCGUCAAAUGCCGCGAGCAGGCCAUGGUUGACGCCCUGGAGAAAGUCCACGCCUACGUUCGGCCCCUGGGGAUGGACAAGGUACGCGCAAUCCGCGUGACAGAAAGCUAUCAGCGCAGCUCCGGAGUCGUCAUGGCGGACCUCCUGGGGGGCGGCGUGCGCUUCCAGCAGGGCGCAGACGACUGGAGCCGACAGGAGACGCUAAUGAUGGGCAGUAGUGAGCUGCCAGGCGAUGACCAGCCUUCAAAGACGUUGAAGCUUGAGCCCAAGACACUGGUAAUCGCCGCGCACAUCGACGGCGAAUUCUGUGCUUGGAAAACCGGCCUGGAGGCUUGGUUCAGGAGAGGGGGCGUCACUCCAAUACAGAUUCAAGGGUGA